UCAUCGUUCAGAAGUCAGUCAACUCCAAAGUCGUUCUCUCUCGCCCUCGCGCUGCGUUGCGCUGCCUGGCCAUGGAGUCUUUAUUUUGAUCUCUCACGCUCUCUUUCUCUCUCACAUUGCUUUGCUUAUAGUUAUUACUUAAUGCUCAUCUUUGCGUCUCGCUUCAGCGUUCAAAGUCAAAAUCAGCGGUGCAUGGAGCUUCUGGAGUCAUUGAAUAAGGAGCAGAUAUUGCAGAUUCUCUCUGAUAUCGUCUGCCACCAUUGUGAGGCUCGUCUUCAUGAACGAAUCUCAAAUCUCCGUAAAAGAAACAACUAUGAAACCCCACAUGCUGCUUCUGCGGAUGAUGAUUACUAUAUAUCUUCUAGAUCUACAUCCAGGGAUGGAAGGUACUAUGAAACCCCUUAUGCUGAAGAUGAAGAUGGUUAUUAUGUAUCCCCUACAGAUGCAUCCAACAAGUCUAGGAAUGGAAAGCACUAUGAAAUGUCUUGUGCUGAUAAUGAUGACUAUGCAUCUUCUAGAGAUGCAUAUCACCAGUCCAGAAAUGGUAAUGCUUCGGUAUUUCACACUAGAAGGUAUAGAGAAGAAGAGGAUGGUGCAAGAAACUAUGGCCAGAGGCAUGAAAUUCCUUGGUUGAGGAAGCAUAAUGAUAGACAUGCUUCUGAUUCUCCACCAAAAUAUUUGAAUCACAAACGACAAUAUUUAGCACCAUCUCAUUUUGACUUGCUGCUAAGUGAUGGAAUCGGUGGGGCCUCAUUGUUUGAACAUGGAUUGUCUGAGGAACAAAAGGUGCAUAUUAGGCGCUCACUGGUUGGUAGCAAAAAGGACUUUGUUUGUAUUGAAAGAAUUGAUGGGAGAGACAUGAAUGUUCUUCAGGGGCUUGAACUUCAUACUCAGGUAUUCAAUGCUGAUGAGCAAAGGAAUAUUGUCAAGUAUGUCCAUAAGUUGCAAAAAAUGGGUCGAAAUGGGCACUUUAGAGAACGUACAUAUUCAGAACCUAGAAAGUGGAUGCGUGGCAAAGGGCGAGUAACGAUACAAUUUGGCUGCUGCUACAAUUAUGCAGUAGACAGACGUGGCAAUCUUCCUGGCAUUCUAAGAGAUGAGGAGGCUGAUCCAUUACCAAAUUUGUUCAAGAAAAUGAUCAAGAGGAUGGUUAGGUGGAACAUACUGCCUCCAACAUGCAUCCCUAAUAGUUGCGUGGUCAACAUAUACGAUGAAGGCGAUUGCAUUCCUCCUCAUAUCGAUCACCAUGAUUUUAUGCGACCUUUUUCUACGGUUUCAUUAUUAUCUGAGUGUGACAUAUUAUUUGGUUCAAAUUUGAAAGUUAUCAGUCCUGGGGAGUUCGUAGGGCCCGCUCCCAUCAAUUUGCCAAUGGGAUCAGUGUUCAUUUUUAAUGACAAUGGAGCUGACAUUGCUAAACAUUGUGUCCCAUCUGUCCGAACCAAAAGGAUUUCAAUUACAUUUAGGAGGGUGGAUGAUAGUAAAUUACCGUUUAACUUCUCACCUGACCCUGAGCUGGAGGGAAUCAAGCCUCUUGGCCAUUUAUCGCCGAACAAAUCGGAGAUUGAGUAUAACAACAUUGAGAAUUCAGAAAAUAAGAAGCAGAAGACGAAUAGUAUUGAAUCUGACGCAACAACGCAGAAAGGACGCUCGAACAAAUUGAGUUUAUGACUUUGUAUAUAUAAUUUUUAAGGUUUUGUUUAAUCAGUGAUGUUGUGGAGAUUGUGAGAGAUUGAUAUGUAAUAUUUAAUGUUUUUAGCAACCCAUACUGUUUAUAUAAAUAAUGUGACUCAAUCUUUAAAUAGAUGUAAUGUGGGGAGGAAACCCUGUUCGUCCUAAUAAAGCAUUCUAGUGCAGUAUUC
Prosopis cineraria is the source of this 1859-nucleotide messenger RNA. RefSeq names its product RNA demethylase ALKBH9B-like. The record is from RefSeq and is a predicted model, not a curated record. Gene Ontology annotation, biological process: mRNA catabolic process. Lineage: Eukaryota; Viridiplantae; Streptophyta; Magnoliopsida; Fabales; Fabaceae. Bases 142 to 1668 code for a protein of 508 amino acids. Gene Ontology annotation, molecular function: demethylase activity; mRNA binding. The transcript is spliced from 9 exons.